UCUUUUCUUUUUUAAAUUUUUGUUUUUCACUGUUGUUCUGUCCCCGGUUGUCUAAUUGUCUGUCCAGACGGUUGCGUAAUAGGAAAUAGAGGAAACAUAUAUGGGGCGAUACUUUUACAAGCCUGUACACGUGGAUAUUUUGUGUUGGGUCGACGGCCCCGUGGCACUCUGUAAAAAAGCAGCCAACAAUGAUUCAACAGAAAAUGUUGAGCUUUUAGCAGCUUGUUUAGUGAAAGAAUUUGUAGAAGAUUCCCCUACUUCGUUGUUAUUUUGAUUUUCUUCGUCUUUCCCUUCAUUUUCUUCAAAAUUUUCUAAUUUAUCUUCUCCAAUAUUAUCAGAAGUAUUUUCUUUAAAUUCAUCUUUUCUAGGAGAGCCAAAUUGGCUGCUGCUUGAACAAUUAUUAUUCUCCUUUUUACGCCAUUUUGCCCUUAACAAAA
Meloidogyne enterolobii is the source of this 437-nucleotide messenger RNA. The record is from the annotation of a GenBank genome assembly. NCBI's taxonomy places the organism in Eukaryota, Metazoa, Nematoda, Chromadorea, Rhabditida, Meloidogynidae.